CGCGGGGUCGAGUGAAGCAGCAGCCGCCGCCGCCGCCGCUCCAACCAGAGCCAGACUCACCGCGAGCCACCCCGGCCAGUCCUGGCGCCUGGUGGUGGCGGCUGCUCUGAGGAGGAGGAAGGUCGCCCGGCCGGCACCGCGGAGAGAGAGAGAGAAAGAGGGAGAGGGAGGGACAGAGAGCCGCGGGCGCCGUGCAGCGAGACGACUCGGGAGAACUCAACUUUCUGCUCGCCGCUCGCCAAGCAGGGGAGAGGCUGCGUCGUGCAGGGGCUGCGGGAGCUGCAGCAGGGGUCGCCACCAUGAGGCGGCUCGGGGGCGUCCGCCCGCCUCCUCCUCCUCAGCCGCUGUUGCUGCUGCUGCUGGGAGCCCUGUUCUACGUGCGAGGUGCAGACAGCAGCAGCAGCGCAGAGUGCGCUUGUGGACGAAACCACUUCACCUGUGCUGUUAGUGCUUUUGGUGAAUGCACUUGCAUCCCUGCUCAGUGGCAGUGCGACGGUGACAAUGACUGCGGGGACCACAGUGAUGAAGACGGCUGCAUGCUGCCCACUUGCUCCCCCUUGGACUUUCACUGCGACAACGGCAAGUGCAUCCGUCGCUCAUGGGUCUGCGAUGGAGACAAUGACUGCGAAGAUGACUCUGAUGAGCAAGACUGCCCUCCACGGGAGUGCAAGGAGGAUGAGUUUUCAUGCCAGAACGGAUACUGCAUACGCAGCCUGUGGCACUGUGACGGUGACAAUGACUGCGGAGACAACAGCGAUGAACAAUGUGAUAUGAGGAAGUGUUCGGACAAGGAGUUCCGCUGCAGCGAUGGCAGCUGCAUUGCUGAACACUGGUUCUGUGAUGGGGAUACAGACUGCAAGGAUGGAUCAGAUGAAGAGAACUGCCCAUCAGAUAUUCCAGCAACAACGUGUAGCCUGGAGGAGUUCCAGUGUGCAUAUGGGCGCUGUAUCCUGGACAUCUACCACUGUGAUGGAGACGAUGACUGUGGGGACUGGUCUGAUGAAUCCGACUGCUCCUCUCACCAGCCAUGCCGCUCAGGCGAGUUCAUGUGCAACAAUGGUUUGUGCAUUAAUGCUGGAUGGAGAUGUGACGGUGACUUUGACUGUGACGAUCAAUCAGAUGAGAAGAAUUGCACUACGUCUAUGUGCACAGCUGACCAGUUCCGCUGUAAAUCCGGCCGCUGUGUCCGCCUGUCUUGGCGCUGCGAUGGGGAGGAUGAUUGCACUGAUUACAGCGAUGAAGAAAACUGCGAGGAUACAGGAAGUCCCCAGUGUGCCCCAGAUCAAUUUCUGUGCAGAAAUGGACGCUGCAUUGGUCAAAGAAAGCUGUGCAAUGGUGUAAAUGACUGUGGAGACGGCAGCGAUGAGAGCCCUGACCAAAACUGCCGUCUUCGAACUGGAGAAGAAAACUGCAACCUCAACAAUGGGGGCUGCGCCCAGAAGUGCCAGAUGACUCGAGGGACUGUGCAGUGUACCUGCCACACAGGUUACAGGCUCCUGGAGGAUGGGAGGUCAUGUCAAGACGUGAAUGAGUGUGCAGAGGAAGGCUAUUGCAGCCAGGGAUGCACCAACAACGAGGGCGGCUUCCAGUGCUGGUGUGAGCAAGGCUACGAACUUCGCCCCGACAAGCGCAGCUGUAAAGCCCUGGGGCCGGAGCCUGUGUUGCUUUUUGCCAAUCGGAUUGAUAUCCGGCAGGUCUUACCCCACCGGUCAGAGUAUACCUUGCUGCUGAACAACCUGGAGAAUGCUAUCGCCCUUGAUUUCCACCAUAGCAAGGAGUUAGUCUUCUGGUCUGACGUCACACUGGACCGCAUCAUGAGGGCUAAUCUCAAUGGCAGCAACGUGGAGGAAGUGGUGUCCACAGGGCUGGAGAGCCCAGGUGGAUUGGCCAUUGACUGGAUCCACGACAAGCUCUACUGGACAGACUCUGGAACAUCUCGCAUUGAAGUGGCAAACUUGGACGGCACCCACCGGAAGGUGCUUCUCUGGGAGAACCUGGAGAAGCCUCGCGCAAUUGCCCUUCACCCCAUGGAGGGCACCAUCUACUGGACAGACUGGGGAAAUACUCCUCGCAUCGAGUACUCCAGCAUGGAUGGCUCCAAUCGACUCAUCAUUGCUGACACUCAUCUUUUCUGGCCAAACGGGCUAACUAUUGACUAUGCAGGGCAUCGAAUGUAUUGGGUGGAUGCCAAGCAUCACGUUAUUGAGAGGGCUGACUUGGAUGGACAGAACAGGAAGGCUGUUAUUAGCCAAGGCCUUCCACAUCCGUUUGCCAUCACGGUGUUUGAAGACAGCCUGUACUGGACAGAUUGGCAUACCAAGAGCAUAAACAGUGCCAACAAGUUUACUGGCAAGAACCAGGAGAUCAUCCGCAACAAGCUCCACUUCCCUAUGGACAUCCACACAUUGCAUCCUCAGCGCCAACCAGCAGGGAGAAACCGUUGCGGAGCCAACAAUGGGGGCUGCACUCACCUGUGCCUGCCGAACAACACGUCGUAUACCUGUUCUUGCCCCACAGGCUUUCGGAAGACCAGCAGCCACACCUGUGCUCAGAGUCUUGACAAGUUCCUGCUUUUUGCCCGAAGGAUGGACAUCCGUCGUAUCAGCUUCGACACAGAAGACCUAUCUGAUGCCGUCAUCCCCUUGGCCGAUGUGCGCAACGCAGUGGCCCUGGACUGGGAUGCAAAGGAUGAUUACGUCUACUGGACGGACGUCGGCACUGAUUCCAUUAGUCGGGCAAAAUGGGAUGGAACAGGACAGGAGGUUGUGGCAGAUAGCAGCCUGGAAAGCCCUGCUGGUCUGGCUGUGGACUGGGUCACCAACAAGUUGUACUGGACAGAUGCAGGAACAGACCGGAUAGAGGUGUCUAACACAGAUGGAACUAUGCGGACUGUACUGAUCUGGGAGAAUCUAGACAGACCCAGGGAUAUCGUGGUGGACCCUGUUGGAGGAUUCAUGUACUGGACUGACUGGGCUAACCCGAAGAUUGAGCGUGCGGGCAUGGACGCCUCUGACCGCUUGGUGAUCAUCUCUUCCAACCUGACCUGGCCCAAUGGACUAGCCAUUGAUUAUGAAUCUCAUCGUCUGUACUGGGCAGAUGCUGGCAUGAAGACAAUUGAGUACGCUGGCCUGGAUGGCAGCAACAGGAAGGUGCUGAUUGGAAGCAACCUGCCUCACCCCUUUGGGCUUACUCUUUAUGGAGCUCGGCUCUACUGGACCGACUGGCAGGCAAAGAGCAUCCAGAGUGCUGACAAAAGGACGGGGCAGAAUCGUGAAACUCUGCAGGACAACCUGGAAAACCUCAUGGACAUCCACGUCUUCCAUCGGCACAGGCCUACAGUACAUACAGCAUGCACAGUUAAUAAUGGUGGAUGCAGUCACCUUUGCCUCCUGGCUCCUCUCCCUAAAGGUUACAGCUGUACUUGUCCCACCGGUAUCAACCUACAGCCAGAUGGCAAGACUUGCUUACCAGGCAUGACUAGCUUCUUGAUCUUUGCUAGAAGGUCGGAUAUUCGGCUGGUUUCGCUUGACAUCCCGUAUUUUGCUGACGUAGUUGUCUCAGUCAAUGUCACCAUGAAAAACGCUAUUGCCAUCGGAGUGGAUCCUCAAGAAGGAAAGGUCUAUUGGUCGGACAGCACCCUGAGGAAGAUCAGCAGGGCUGCCUUAGAUGGAUCUCAGUAUGAAGAUAUUGUUACUACAGGGUUGCAAACCACAGAUGGACUAGCAGUGGAUGCUAUCGGUCGCAAAGUGUAUUGGACUGACACAGGGACCAAAAGGAUUGAAGUGGGCAACCUGGAUGGGUCAAUGAGGAGAGUUUUGGUAUGGGAAAACCUGGACAGCCCAAGAGCCAUUGCCCUGUAUCACGAGAUGGGUUUUAUGUAUUGGACGGACUGGGGAGAGAACGCCAAGCUGGAACAAGCUGGCAUGGACGGCUCCAGGCGCACGGUGCUUAUCAACAACAACCUGGGGUGGCCGAAUGGACUGGCUGUGGAUCGAGCAGGAUCACAACUGCUCUGGGCUGAUGCACAUACUGAGCGCAUUGAGGCUGCAGACCUGAAUGGUGCAAACCGCCGCACCUUGCUUUCUCCAGUACAGCACCCUUACGGCCUCACUCUGCUGGAUUCCUACAUCUACUGGACAGAUUGGCAAACACGUAGCAUCCACAGGGCUGACAAGAACACGGGUGCCAACGUCAUCUUAGUCAGGGCAAACCUGCCUGGCUUAAUGGACAUCCAGGCUGUUGACAGGAAGCACCCUCUGGGUGCUAACAAGUGUGGAGUGAGGAAUGGUGGGUGCUCCCAUCUCUGCCUGCCAAAUCCUGAAGGCUUCUCCUGUGCCUGCCCUACUGGUAUCCAGUUGAAGAGUGACGAGAGGACCUGCGAUCCUUCUCCUGAAACUUACCUGCUCUUCUCUAGUCGAGGCUCUAUCCGCCGCAUCUCACUGGACACUAGCGAUCACACUGACGUUCACGUUCCUGUCCCAGAGCUGAACAAUGUUAUCUCUCUGGACUAUGACAGUGUAGAUGGCAAAAUUUACUACACAGAUGUCUUCUUAGAUGUCAUCAGGCGAGCAGACCUUAAUGGCAGCAAUAUGGAAACAGUUAUUGGUCAAGGACUGAAGACCACGGAUGGUCUAGCUGUGGACUGGGUGGCUAGAAACCUCUACUGGACUGACACGGGCCGCAACACUAUUGAAGUUGCAAGACUAGAUGGCAGCUGCAGGAAAGUGCUAAUUAAUAACAAUCUGGAUGAACCCCGAGCAAUUGCUGUCUUUCCCAGGAAGGGAUACCUCUUUUGGACAGAUUGGGGACAAGUCGCUAAAAUUGAGCGCGCAAACUUGGAUGGUUCUGAGCGCAAGAUAUUGAUCAACACUGACUUGGGCUGGCCCAAUGGGUUGACCUUGGAUUAUGAUACUAGGAGGAUUUAUUGGGUAGAUGCUCAUCUAGACCGCAUAGAGGGUGCUGAUCUCAACGGGAAGCUGCGUCAGGUCCUGGUCAGCCAAGUAUCACAUCCCUUUGCCUUGACACAGCAAGACAGGUGGCUCUAUUGGACGGACUGGCAAACUAAAUCUAUCCAGCGAGUGGACAAAUAUUCUGGUCGGAAUAAGGAGACUGUGUUAGCCAAUGUUGAAGGACUUAUGGACAUCAUUGUAGUUUCUCCUCAAAGGCAGACAGGCACCAACGCUUGUGGAGUCAGUAAUGGAGGCUGCACCCACCUCUGUUUUGCCAGAGCUUCUGACUUCGUUUGUGCUUGCCCAGAUGAACCAGAUGGACGGCCUUGCUCAAAUGUUCCUGGCAUGGGGCCUUCGAUUCCCGAGACCACUCGUGCAAGCAAAAAGAGCCAGACCCCCGCUGGUAGAUCUGGCUCUUCGACAACCAAACCCCAUAUAUCUUUGGAAACGACAGAAGCAAACUGCUCUGACAAAAAGGUUGGCCAAGGCUUGUGCAGCCGAGCAAGCGAAGCUGUGCCGGCAACCACUGGAGGACUGCACGUCAGUUACAUAAUCGGAGGCCUUCUCAGUAUAUUGAUCAUUCUGCUGCUAAUUGGUGCUGUGAUUAUAUACAGGCACAAGAAGUCCAAGUUCACAGAUCCUAGCCUGGGCAACCUUACCUACAGUAACCCCUCUUACCGGACAUCUACCCAAGAGGUAAAGAUUGAAACAGUUCCCAAGCCAGCCAUGUAUAACCAGCUAUGCUAUAAGGAGGCCGGCCCUGAUCACAGUUACAGCAAGGAAAAGAUCAAGAUUGUGGAAGGGAUAUGCCUCUUGUCCAGCGAUGAAUCGGAGUGGGACGACCUGAAACAGAUACGGAGCUCUCGGGGGUGUAUCCUCCGUGACCACGUCUGCAUGAAGACUGACACGGUCUCUAUCCAAGCCAGCUCUGGCUCGCUGGAUGACACCGAAACUGAGCAGCUGCUGCAGGAGGAGCAGUCAGAAUGCAGCAGCAUCAACGCGGCAGCAACCCCUGAGCGCCGCGGCUCCCUUCCAGACACAGGCUGGAAGCACCAACGCAAACCCUCAACAGAGAGUGAUGUCUAAAGCACACAAUGAGACGCUUGUCCCUCCUCUGUCACCUUUCGCACUGAUGAGAUAGGAUCUUGCCCGCAAUUCCAGGAGGAACUCAAAAGAGACUUGCCUCUGUGUCACACAGAGCCCAGAGACUUUUUUUCUGAGAGGAGCCUGAGCUUAAACUGCCUUUGUGGCAGGUGGGAGACAACCUAGAGACUCUUGGCUCACUGUUCAUUAAUGUUUAUUUAUAUGUCCCCUUUUGCUAGAAGCUGUGGUGUUGAAUUCAGCAGCAGUUUUCCCAGCUGUGUCCGAUGCAGCUUUCAUUCGGUCUAGUGCACCAGCUAGCCAUGGACUCCAAGGCCACCAGGGAGGGAUGAGUGUUUCUGAAGUUCCCUGCUCCUGAUACAACUACCUUUCUUCAGAGUCUGUUGGCACUAACUAGAUUUUGCACUGCGCUCUUUCUAUCUUAAAUGAAAGGGUUUGGGGCCAGGUAGAAGUGCCUGAAGUGAGAAAGGUGAUGUAACAGCGGGUCACUUUUGCAGAUACUUGUGUGGGGAGAGCAAACGACAGUUGUAACUUCACUGGAAAGGGGCACUAAAUUUCCAUGACCAUUAUUUUUAAGCUGUGGGGAAACGCCUGCGAAAUCCAACCUAGGGUGUCAGGAGUUCAGAGGGUAAAGCAUUUGAGUCUGUUGCUGGCAACAGAGGUUGCUCCUGCCACAGUUUGGUGUGGCAGAAUGCCCACUCCCUUCCUAAAACAUACUUCUGGUUUUUUCAGAUUGAACUUAACACAUCUGUUCCCUGGAGGGACGACUCACUGUUUUUAUUGCACUUCCCAUUAGCUUUGACUUCCGAGGAAAGCGCCGGGUGCAAUGGUAUUUUAUCAUAACCUUCCUUAGUUAGUCAAGUCACAGGCCCAUCCUGUGGAAAUGUGUGCUACUGAAAACAACGUUAGCCUGUGGAACACAAGUGGGCAAUAUGUUUUAUUUGUUUGUCUGUUUUGGAAAUGGAAUAUAAGUGGUCAGCGGGUGUACCUGAAACGUCAGGUGCAAGUUCCAGCUCCAACAUGCUGCUGGACAAACCCAGUAGGGGACAUUUUCUAAGCCUUUUCUUGCCAGCGGAUGGGUCUGCUUGCACCUUCUUCUAGGAUCUGCUGUGUGGGUUGAGUAGUGUGGUGUCAAAAAGUGGGUGUGUGCAAUUUGAGAGAUGAUGAAUGUGUGUGGCUAGGCAAAGGCAGGCAGGCGGGGAGUCAGGCAGGGCACCAGAACUGUUUGACUGUGUAAAGCGCCUUUCCUCCUCAAUGCAACUAGGUUAAGAUUUCCAUUCUAUGAAGGGAGAACCAAGACUAAGAAACGGUCUUUUCAAAAUGUUUUGCAGGUGGUGGUUUGUGCAAACAAAUACUUCCUCCGCCAGCUCCAGACAUGAUUUGGCAAGAUAGCACUUACAUUGAGGGAAGUCCUAUUCAGAGCUGAUAACCACAUUAUUUAUUCUCUGGGAAUAUGCACCACUAUCCCCUCACCUUGCUCCUGCAAGUGCCUCUCUUGUGAUUAGCGCAUGAUGUAUAGACUCUGCUUGUGUGAGUGUGACACUCUGACGAGCAGCACAGGUUCCCUGUGGCUAAACAGUUGCGUGAUCUGAUUGCUUCCUCUCAUCUAGUCCAAGCAGGGAGGGCGCAAGCAUUAAAAAAACCAGCAAUCCAACUCUAGCAACCUGCCCCCUUGCAGCUUUCCCUCUAUAACAGGUCUAUAUUUCCAUCAACAAGGCAACCCUCCCCCUUAUGUGUCUUGUUGAGUUAAAUAUUUUAUUGCACACCUAAAACCGUGAUACAUGAAUAUGACAAUUGUGUAUUUUUAAUCGCAUUCAUUGAAGGAGUCCAUGCACAAGAAAGCUAGGGUGGGUGAUGCGUUUGUACAGUGGCAAUUGUGCUGGUUGCUGCGUAGUGUGUGAAGCAGUUAUAAGUAGUGCAUCUUUGUCACAGACACCUUUUCUUUCUAGAUGGUCCACAGCAGACAUGUCGUGCUUCUGCCUGUUCCCUCUACCAUCUCCAUCCCUGCUCACCUCUGCUAUUUCCAUCAUGUUUCUUUACAUUUGCUGAUGAUCCUCUGUUGCCUUCGCCCACACAUAUUGGGCAUGUUUGCACACACUCAGUAUUGUAAAAAUAAAACAGUGGAAUUUUGGGUUGCAGCAGGAACGGUGCAAGCCAAUGAUGGUGCAAGACCAGCAUUCCUGACAAUUAACCCCAACUUUUCCCAACUUGUAGCCGGGAAAACCUCUUGCUUUCUCAUCUUGAGGAAGGUAUAAAUUGGAAUUAUUUUGGGAGCCGAGUUUUGUAUUUCAAGGAAACAUGCAUAAAGCUCUACUUCUGCAGCAUCACACAGCAAAAUCAACCUGUGCUUAAAAGUUUCAGUACUGUGAGCAAGUCUUUCUAGGACAUGUUUAUAUUCUUCCAUCAAAGACACUCUCAUUCUGACUGUCCAACCUCAGAACUGUUUUCCUGUUUUACCUGCUAUUACUCUCUCUUCCUUUAUUUGCAUGUCAUUUAUUGUGCUUUGCUCUCCUAGCUAUCCAUGUGAACUAAGAGUUGCAUUCACUGCUGUCUCUGCAUCAGCAGAAAAGACUUUUCUCUGUGCAAUAAGACUUUACUUUCCACUCUUCGCCCUUGCAUCUACUCAAAACCUGUUCCAGAGUUUGGGGGGAUGUGGGGAAUGUGGGAGAUUAGAGAAGAAUGUGAAGUUCUGUUAUGCGAGCAGAAGUCCAUUUGUGCAGUGUUGAAUUCCACCCUAAGUCUCUCAUACUUCAUAGAGAUCCAUGUAUUGAACCACACCAGCUCUUGUGCCUGCAUUCAUAAAUCCAUAAGUGACUGCCACCCCCACCAUGGUGUUUUACCAUUUUCUCUGCAUUCUCUUCCUUCAGCCAUUAUUUUCCAUUGGCAUCUGAUUCUGACCCAUCCGAAAAGAUAGAACUUGAGGAUCGAAAAUGUAAAAACGGCAGCUUAAAGUCCAAAUUAAACCAAUUAGCUGUAUUUAUGUUAUUAAAAUCACUCAUCUACAGGAGCCAUCCACACUAGGCUCACUUUAUUUUGGGGGAGUCUGGUGAGGGGAGACAAAACAAACAAACAAACCCUGUAAAAGACAAUGUGGAAGGCACUUGCAGGAAGGCAAACAGUUAUGCACCCUGCCUAGUCCACUGGUGAUCUCUUGAAAAGGCAGUAGCAUGACAAGGGACUUGGGCUUGAGGAGAUCUCUCAUUUACAUCAAUUAUAUCAGUUUCAUGGGCCGUGAAAUGGUAAUGUGAACAAGGGCAAAGUCAAGUAUAGCCCUUUUGAAAAAGACAGCACUGGAGAUCACAUUGUGCUAGUUGUAUCCUGGUGCCUUUUGUAGGAGGCUGGACUAGGAUCACUCUGGGAUCCCUUGCUGUUGUGCAUCCCUAUGAAAUGUUGGUUAGAACUGAGGCUUGGAGCAAUGUUGUUAUUAGGCUUUCCCCCUACUUUCAGGGGAAUAUAUUAGAUUUUAAUUUAAAUAUAUUUAUUUGGGUUGGCUCCAAUGAAGCUUCGUCAGGCUGAAGGGAUCUGUGGGGGUAGGGUAGCCCUGCUGCUGAAACCAUGGACAAAAUUAAGGCCAUGUGCAUUUGAAAAAAGAGUUUAGGAAAGAUGAAACCAGACACUUGGCACUGAUGAGGGCCACCAGGCCAGGGUGAAGUGUUGAAUAUAGGCAGUUGCAAUUAGAAGAAAAAAUAUUAAAAAUGGAGGCUGGGAAAUAAUUGAAAAAUACUUGUCCUCUUACAAGUUCAGUAAAUCAACAGAGAGAGUGCCACUGCCACUAAUGUCUCCCCUUGUCUCUCUGCAACUUUUUAUUGCACAUUCCAGUCUACAUAAUGACCUCCUUUCUCAAACCCCUUCCCUUGACCCAUCUGACCCCUAGCAGCCCUCAUAAUGGCUGCAGAAGAUUGGAAGAAUGGUACCUACAGCUUUACUCCUACUUGUGAAGUAAGCAGCGAUGAGAUGCGCAAGCAGCCUUUGGCCAGUGCUGUUGGUAAUAUGGGACUCUUCACUGCCAAUGCUGAUGAAGCAAAGUCUCAUUGCACUUGGACUUUGCAGAAUGUGGAAAGCCAGAAGUGGGGACAAUCUCGCGAGCACUGAUUAACUAUGUAAAAAGAACAUCCUGCCUCUGUCUGUCUUGAGUUGUUGGCAGCAAUUUCCCUACCUUUCUGUGUAAUGGUUUUAAAUGUUACUCACUGGAGAGAUUGGAUUUCCCCUUUCCCCCCAAGUUAUUUAACUACUAUGCUCAGUAUUUUAGGUUUGAUGAUAAUUUAAUAUAAAUUUAGCUUUUCUUAAUCGCUCUGCUGGACUUGUGAGUUGUGAAUCACGAAUGCUACCCAAACAGGCCACAUGAAGGCUCAUCUCGUUUGAAGAAGCGACAGAGUUGGGACCAGAGCAAACAGAUCCCAUCACACUCUCACCUUUGAAGCAACAACUGGUUUAGGAUUUGGGUGAAAGCAGGGGAAUGGGAAUUAACUGUUACGAAUAUUACAUAUGGCAGGUUAUGGCACUGCCAAGGACUAACACCAGAAAUGUCUGAAGCUCAAAUUAGUAGGGCUGCUGCUUGCUUCCCUCUGGUAUUAACUUGGCAUUUCAUAGAGCCUAUUACGACCCCAUGAAGCUUAGAGGGUUUUUGCAUUUCUCAUGCUGGCAAUUUAAAUGUUUACAAAUGAAUCGCUUAGAAUGUACACACUUCUGCUUCUUGUCCCUUACAUUUCUGUGCUUCUCUUUUAGUUCAGUGUGUGUCCCUGUUUCUCAAUAUACUGAUUGAUCCCAGAAUCAUGAGUCAUAAAUCAAACCAAAUUGAAAGUUUACAGUGCUUUACUACAUUUCUAGAUGAGCAGAUUACAAUAAUUCAAAACGUGAAAUGAUUCUUACAAAUAAAAUGAGAACUUACA
Molecule: messenger RNA, 10939 nt
Organism: Podarcis muralis (Common wall lizard)
Lineage: Eukaryota; Metazoa; Chordata; Lepidosauria; Squamata; Lacertidae
Gene: LRP4
Product: LDL receptor related protein 4
Biological process (GO): receptor-mediated endocytosis
Cellular component (GO): apical plasma membrane; plasma membrane; signaling receptor complex
Molecular function (GO): calcium ion binding; hormone binding; protein binding
Source: RefSeq, a predicted model, not a curated record